Molecule: messenger RNA, 1400 nt
Organism: Aspergillus novofumigatus IBT 16806
Lineage: Eukaryota; Fungi; Ascomycota; Eurotiomycetes; Eurotiales; Aspergillaceae
Product: DUF2855 family protein
Exons: 4
Coding region: 57-1316 (419 amino acids)
Source: RefSeq, a predicted model, not a curated record
AACACUUCCUCUCUCACACACACACCAAAAUCACAUCACGAAAAAUCCCAGUCGGAAUGCAGUCCACCCCUAUAAACCCGGAGAUGAUCCACGUUGUCUGCAAGGCCGACAACCGCCAACACGCUGUGGUGAAUAUUCCUUCAUCAAUAGACCAAAAGCUGCCUUCCUCGUCGCUCCGUGCGCGGCCGAUCUUUCUAGGAUUAACUUCCAACAACCUCAGUUACGCCCGUGGAGGGGAUCUACUGCAUUGGUGGAAAACGUAUCCGGUACCACCUACCGCGCCGUCCCUGUACAACGACCAGUCUUCCUGGGGCAUCGUCCCGGCAUGGGGAUACGCCACUGUCACCGAGAGCAACGUUUCUGGAAUCCCGCCAGAUUCCCUCAUCUGGGGAUACUGGCCUACCUCAACGUCGCCUUCUCUCCUCCGCUUGGAACCUAGCGAGCCUGCAGGUUACUGGGCGGAGGUUAGCAGCCACCGGCAACAGCUGAUGCCCAUAUACAAUCGCUACGAACAGGUACCCUCUGACGAAGAAACGGAGUUGGAUGAGAGGGGGUGGAGUGUCCUCUUCCGAGGGGUCUGGGUCGCGGGAUACCUGCUGAGUGAGUAUGUGUUUCCUCCUGACCCGCGAGCACGAGAACCAGUCCACCCGCUUGGCGCGGCGAGCAGACUGCCCUGGUCCUCGGACGAUGCGGAUCUCUCGUCAGCAGUUGUGGUAAUUUUGGCUGCGUCGACCAAGACUGCGCGCUCGUUUUCGUGGUGUCUCUUCGAUCGGGCCAGGGCAACUGGGCCUCCGGGAUUGGUACAGAUUACUUCAUCGCCUGGUGUUUUGCAGAAGGCAUUUGCAUAUACGCAAAUCGACGAAGCAACCGGGUGGAUUGAGGGUCUGCAGCCGUCAAAGGUGGUGAUUAUAGAUUGCGGGGCCCGAGAGAAUGCCCUCAGUCUGAUGUGCCAGAAUCUUCAGGAGUCAGCGCUCCGGUCAUGUAAAACUGUGAUUCUGCAGGUGGGCAGUCAGCAGAAGGUGUACACGACGGAGGAAGUCCAGGCAGCUGGUGCAGCUAUGCAGUCAAUGGGAAAGAUCCAGUACAACACCUCUGGCAUCCAGGACGCAAUCAUCGACCGGGAUGGUGCUGAAGCAUAUUUCGGAAACGUCUCGCGCAGGUGGAAGGAAUGGUUAGCAGACCGUGCCUCCGCUAUCCCUGACAUGCAGUUAGUCUGGGGAGAAGGCAUUGAUGGCGAUAAUGGAAUCUACGGGGGAUGGGAACGACUUUCAAAUGGGGAAGUGCGCCCUGAAGAGGGAUUGGUUUAUGCUCUGUAGAGAGAUCUUGUCGAGGCAUGUCCAGGGAGCCGAUAGUGCUUCUAUCUAAGUGUCCGUAGAAUUGCUCAAGCCAAAAGACUCCAG